Molecule: messenger RNA, 882 nt
Organism: Lingula anatina
Lineage: Eukaryota; Metazoa; Brachiopoda; Lingulata; Lingulida; Lingulidae
Product: protein UXT
Biological process (GO): positive regulation of transcription by RNA polymerase II; negative regulation of transcription by RNA polymerase II
Cellular component (GO): mediator complex
Molecular function (GO): transcription corepressor activity
Source: RefSeq, a predicted model, not a curated record
AUGACGCAUGACAAAAAGAAAGUUCUGGAUGAAAGGGAUAAGAUUUACAGUCAAAUGUCAGAGUAUUUGCAACUGCAAACCAUCAUUGAAAAGCUGCAGGACACCAAUUUGACAGAGGAACCAAUAAGAACAAAAAUAGAUCUUGGCUGUAACUUUUACGUACAAGCAAAAGUGCCAGAUGCAUCCAAGAUCUUUGUUUCAGUUGGUUUUGGUUUCUUUGUUGAAUUCACACUUCCUGAGGCCAUUCGCUUCAUAGACAAAAAGAUGUCCCAUCUCAAUGAAAUCUCUGCCAAGCUUACUCACCAAGCUUCAGAAAUCAAGGGGCACAUAAAGCUUGUGCUGGAAGGGAUACGUGAACUUCAGCAUCUAGAUGAUGGCAUCCCUCCUAGUCAAACUAAUAUCAGGGAAUGAAGAAGGGAAGUGGUAACUUCUGAGAUCCAACUCAGUGAUGAAAAUAUCCCAAAGGAUGCCCCUUCUACAAGUCAUGAUGGUGUUGGGCACAGGUGGCAUAUAUCAGAGAGUGAGCAAGAGACAGGAGGUGUUUUUAGGAGUGAAGCAGCAAGAAGGCAGCUCCCAGUGCAGCUCUGUGACAUGACCAGAGCUCGACUGACGUGAACACCAUCUGUUUUUGUAUGAAUGUGACAUAAAUCCAACAAGUAGACCAUGGUCAUCAUAAUGGCAGGAAGUUGGUUUUUAUCUUGAAGUUGUUUAUUGUGAUUCAAGUUACUGAAAAUGUGAAUCAGAGGUUUUUAGUUUGGAAAUCAACUUGGGAGUACAAAUACAAGACAGAUUCAUUGGAUUGUUUAAAUACGAAGGCACUGCCAAAUGUCAGUGUGAUGAAUUAAAUCCAAGAAAAUUUAAUCAGACUAAUGCAAGUAACAA